AAUGCCUUGAAAACCAACUUCCCCGGCAUCAUCGUUGCGCCGGUGUCGGAAAACGACCUGAGCUCUUCUUUGCAGUUCGCAUACAACUACAAAAUUCGUGUGGUUACCAGGUGCUCUGGACAGGACUACAAUGGCCGGAGCAACGGCCGCGGAGUGAUGAUGAUUAGGAUGGAAAAAUUUAACUAUGUGGAAUACAACCCGGACGACGAGACCGUCACCUUUGGUGCAGGUGCCACACAGGAAAUGGUUUAUGCCGUUGUGGCUGACGUGAACCGCGUCUUUGUCGGCGGUCUGUCGACAUCCAUUUGCCCAGCAGGUUGCCUUGCAGGAGGCUGCUAUGGCCCGCUGAGCCGUCUGCGCGGCCUCGGUAUCGACAACAUUCUUCAAAUUAGAUUCAUGCUCUACAACGGCACCAUCCUCACGCUCAGUCGCACCCGCUACGCCGACCUCUUCCAUGCGUACCUCGGCGCCGGCCAGAACAGCUUCGGCGUCGCCAUCUCCUUCACAGCUCGAACCUUCCCGGCUCCUCGUCAAAUCCUG
Volvox carteri f. nagariensis is the source of this 540-nucleotide messenger RNA. RefSeq lists its product as uncharacterized. The record is from RefSeq and is a predicted model, not a curated record. Gene Ontology annotation, molecular function: FAD binding. The transcript has a single exon. NCBI's taxonomy places the organism in Eukaryota, Viridiplantae, Chlorophyta, Chlorophyceae, Chlamydomonadales, Volvocaceae. The annotation marks the transcript as partial.